AUAGCUCAAGAUGUGUGAGGGCUAUCAGUUCAACCUCGUCUUCGACUUCGAGUGGAUCAACGGGACUCUGGUGCCCACCGUGAGGCCCGUCCUGAAACCCUGCCCUGAGGAUCCCCGGCCCAUCAUCGCCGGGGUGUUCCUCUCUCUCAUCUUCGUCGGGGCGUUCUUGCUGAACAUGGUGGUGGUGGUGACGGUGGCGACGAGUUACACGCUUAAGAGGUUCCUCUACUGUCAUAUCCUCAUCAACCUCUGCGUUACGUGCAUGAUCGACUGCAUCUUCAACCUCACCAUCUCCAUCGGGUAUGUGACGUCGGCGCCCUGGAGGUUCGGGUACUCAAUGAGCUUCUUCAAUGGCUUCACGAUCAAUAUGCUGAACAGCGAAAUGGGGUUCGCCGUUUUGCUGUUGGCCGUCGACCGACUCGCCGCAGCCAAGAAGUAUACGCGUUACCUAAACCUGAAUGAAUGCAAAAUAGGGUUGGUGAUUGGCUUCACGUGGGUGGUUGCCUUUGCGCUGGCUUCACCCAUCGCGUGUGGCUUCAUUUUCAGCAUACCUUAUAGGAAUAGGUAUUCAUGUUCGGUCGCGGACCCAAACGACGAUUAUUACUUAAUCGUUCACUUUAUCUUGGUCGUUGUUUUCUCCACCAUAACCAUGAUCGUCCUCAUGGUGAUCAUGUCCGUGACCUUCCAUCGGGAACGCAAGAAACAGAAAAAGAUCAAAGGCAACCAGACGAUGGGCUAUUUCGACCAAAUCCUGAUGACGCCUUAUUUCAGGACCGAGUUUUAUCCCGCGGUUUUCUCCAUCUGCAUCACUGUGGCCUACUUGCUUCUGUGGCUUCCCUUCACCGUGACCACGACCAUCGGGCCCAUGAUCUCGCAGCACUGGGCGAACGAGACAACCGAAGAGUCGAACAGUGAUUCUUACAGCAUCUUUGACCCAAAGGAUCGAGACGGGAUCAAGAGACGGGCGAUGCUGGACGAGAGUCAACUGUUAUCCCUCAAUAACACCAUGAGUCCGAAUGUGACUUCUGAAAUGGCCAGCAAGAUGAACAACAUGACCAUGAACGAAAAUCUCAUUCCAGAGGUCGUCGACACACCUGUCUCCGACACGGUGUUCAUAUGGUUCCGUUAUAUCUUCGAUAUCGUAGUGCCAAUUCUAGUAUUUAUAGUCUUGAAGGAUGUGCGGGCCAAGUGCGAAAGUCUCAUAAUGUGCUGUAGGCCCAACUCCGUUGACGUGGCGUCGCCCAAGCCAAUGAGGCCUCCUUAUCUGAAGCAGAUGUCGACUCCCGGCACGGCGGAAAAGGAGUCGGGAUCCAAGCCGAAGAAGCAGAAGGGCAGCGGCAAGAACACCAUUGGCUUCAAAACGCCAAUUCUAUUCGCCACCUCCGAGGGCCUGCACAUUAGGACGGUGGAGGAGACUUACCUUGACAUGAUUGACAACAAGCCCCUCAUAGGCUUCAAUCGGCAGAACACGUCUGAACCUGUCUUUACCUACGAUCUGUGCGACGUCAUGCUCGGCUACGAGGACCUCACGGACUUCGACGGGCAGUACCACAUCGACGACAACUACGACAACUACGACAGGGACUCCAUCACGGCGGACCUGGCCCAGAGCAACCCGGUGGUGAUGGGCGCCAACAGGGCCGCCAUGGGCCAGAGGCCACAGGUCAUCAGCGAGGACGAGGACGACAUUCCCCCCGACGUGGAGAUCCGGCCGCCGACGCCGCCGAAAGUUCAGAUCGUCGGAAACGAACCGGCCGUGAACCUCGGCGACGACGUGGACUUGGACGCCAAGAGAAACAAGAAGGGCAAGAAAGUGGUGAGGUUCGCCACGAUGCUGAACGAGGAAAUCCCGCGCCUGGACAGCCCCGACAGCAGCUCCCUCCUCGACUCCUCCAGCGCCAGCGCCGGCUCCAGCGACUCGGGGAUCAUGGCCGACAACGAGCGCUCGUCCGCCACCGCUCACGACGAGGACAGGAAGCCCAGGUUCAGCGUGAACCGGAGCCGGAACGCCCAGAGGUCUCCCGCGGGUUCCGAACCGGCGAAGCCACCGAGCCAGCCUCCGAGGAGGCCUCAGCCACCCGCCAAGAAGGGCCCCUCGGCGCCCAAGAAGGUCGUCGCCUCGAAGGUGCGGAACAUCAAGAGCCGACACAUGCAGAACAUGAACGGCUCGCUCUCGUCGCUGGAGGGGCGGUCCGCGCAGGCCGGCAGGAGGUUCUCGAAGCCCGGAGCGAAGCCCGAGAGCUCAUCGUCGUCCAAGUAA
Penaeus indicus is the source of this 2260-nucleotide messenger RNA. RefSeq lists its product as uncharacterized. The record is from RefSeq and is a predicted model, not a curated record. NCBI's taxonomy places the organism in Eukaryota, Metazoa, Arthropoda, Malacostraca, Decapoda, Penaeidae. Gene Ontology annotation, cellular component: membrane. The transcript has a single exon. The coding region runs from base 11 to 2260 and encodes 749 amino acids.